UCAAAAAGUCAUUAGUUAGGUGUUUGUCAAAUAUUUUAUUUGUCAUAAACUUAUACCCUGUUUUAUAUAAUUUUUUAGAAAACUGAUCAUUACAAGCUAUAAAUUCUCAAGUUGUGUCGUCAUGUAAUUGACUUAUUCUUCAACUGCGUAUAACAAAUUGUCUUUGAAGUGUAGAUAACCUAUGGUAACAUUUUUAGUAAAUUGUACACACCAUUUAACGAUUUUUCUGCAAAAUUCGUUAAUAUUGUUAAGUGAAAUAGAUUCACCGAGGUUUCAUAUCCCUAGACCUAAUGCAUUGUUAAGAAAACUCUAUAUAAUAGUUAGGUUAAAUAUCAAUAAAACAAAUUUUAUCAACCGUCAACCCAAACUCACGUGCGCAGGAUUAUGGAAGCAGAGAAAGUAUUUUCAACAGGUUAAACAUAUCGAGUAUGUUAACUUUAAAAAAUGGGAUUAUUUUAAUGUCAGCAGGUUGGUUGAUGAGAAAAACAAAAUGACUUCUAAUGUAUCAAGUAAAACGGAUACCCAUAAUCAAAACAAUCCAAAGGUAUCUGAUAUUAAAUGCACCGACGAAAGAAACAAAGCGUCUAAAUCAAGCUCCAGCAGUCGAUCCACGGUAUCUACAAAACAUUUCAAAAGCAAAAUACCAGUCUCAAAAUUUCGUCCAUCACCCACAAGCUCAAGAGAGAGUUUUUCAAUCCAAAAUCGAAAAUUCAAAAAGGAUUUAAAUUCGAAAAUAGGAUCCAUGAAAUCUGGAAGAGUAUACAAGAAACGUGUCAGUUCAGAUAGUUCCGACACAGACACCAAAAAUCGUCAUCCACUGAAAGGUUUUCCUAAACAGUCGGCGUCUAAGAAACCAAGAAUUGACGGUAAAUCUUCUGAAGGAGUGUCUGAAGCUUACAGAAAUAAACGUUUUGAUAUAACAGAAUCUGAAUUUUCUGAAGCAUCCGAAUGUAAUUAUGAAAAACACUGUUUAUGCAGCGCUAAAGUCAACGAGACUUUGUUGGAAGAAUCCGCUUCUCAAGAAAAGAAAGAAACCAAAGAAGUGAAUUUAUUCCCCCAAAUAUUUCAGAUAUAUUGUUCUGAAAGUACCACUCAUGCUUUGCCUGAACUUCACAAAAGUUCCGCUGACCUAGGAAAUCCGUUCCUGAAGGAGGCCGAUAAGAAUUCUGAGUUUGAUUUGCAACUAAAUGUGGAUAAACAAUGUAUUUCAGACUUGUACAGCACAAUUUGUAAUCAACAAGCCUUAAGGGAGAAACAGCUUGAACUGGCUUCACCGGAAUACCUUCACAACAGUAUUUGCAAACUUAAUAAUACAAUAAAGGUGCUGUUAACUGAGAAAGGGGUUAUGCAAGAGACUAUUUAUAGUCUCCAAAGCCAAAUAUCCAAAUUAUUUACGGAUGCGGAAGAAUCAAAGAAAUGUGUUCAGAUGUAUAAAGAAAAAUACGACGAGGUGUUGAAGGAAAAAGAGAUGCUCCAGCAAGAUUUUACUCAAUCGAAAGGAUCCAUAUUGGGUCUUGAAACUGCAACAUCGAAACUAUGCGAAGUGAACAAGGACAUAACAGCAAUGUAUGAGAAUUUAGUAAAAGAUUACGAAAACAGCAAGGAGCAGAACGAAAAAAUUAAAGCAGAAUUAACAAAUGAAGUCAGAGAACUGACUUGUAAGUUAGAAGAGAAAGAUAAAUCUGCUGAAGAAUUGAAAUUGUCGUUAAAAGAAAAGGAUAUGGAAAUUAAAAUACUUGAAAAACAAAAAAGUGAAUUGUCAACGCAACUUACUGAAGCUAAAACCACCAAAUCAAACUCUUUCCAUUUAACAAAAAGUUGUCAAACAGACAAUAACGAAAAAAAUGCUGGGUUAGAUGUACGAGCGGAAUUAAGUAAAGUUAAAAAGGAGUACUCGUUAAGCAAAAAGAAUAUUUCAGAAAUGCACUCAGAACUCGGAAACUUACAAGAGCAAGUGGAGAAGUUGAAGCUUGAAAAGUUGAAUGAACUGCGUAUAUAUAAGUGUCAUAUGGAAAAAGUGAUAAAAUAUAAUGAAGACGAGAAGACGAGCCUGCUAAACGAAAUUGAAAAUUUAACGAAACAAGUAGAAGUUUUACAUUUGAAACUAUUAAAUGAAAAGCAGUCACAUGAUGAAUUAUCUAAAGUACACAAGGAAUUGGCCGAAAAACUUCUAAGAGCAGUAAGACUUCUAAUCGAUGAGAAGCUAGCGCGGCAAGCAACUGAAUCGAAAGUUGUGGAAUUGUCGCAAAAAAUGUUAACGUUACAGUCAGAUAAGCAAUUAAUCGAACAGAAAGCGCAGUCUAUUACAAACGAAUUUUCAUGCUUAAAAGGAAACGUUGAUGAACUAACGAAGGACAAAAGAUCAUUACAAGAGGUUAUCUCGAAAUUACAGNCGAUUCCCGAAGGGGAUUCGAAAAUUGAAACUGAAAGUUAA
Messenger RNA from Agrilus planipennis (emerald ash borer), 2434 nucleotides. Its product is annotated as sporulation-specific protein 15-like. The transcript is spliced from 13 exons. The record is from RefSeq and is a predicted model, not a curated record. The coding region runs from base 182 to 2434 and encodes 750 amino acids. Lineage: Eukaryota; Metazoa; Arthropoda; Insecta; Coleoptera; Buprestidae.